Salvia miltiorrhiza (redroot sage) is the source of this 1352-nucleotide messenger RNA. RefSeq names its product acyl-CoA--sterol O-acyltransferase 1-like. The coding region runs from base 158 to 1282 and encodes 374 amino acids. NCBI's taxonomy places the organism in Eukaryota, Viridiplantae, Streptophyta, Magnoliopsida, Lamiales, Lamiaceae. The record is from RefSeq and is a predicted model, not a curated record. Gene Ontology annotation, biological process: lipid metabolic process. The transcript has a single exon.
UCAACCUACAGAAAUUUAGGGCUCUCAAACAUUGCAUGACUUGUUUUACAUAUAUUUUUAAUUUAGAUCCCAAAUAGCUCAGGUUUACUUCACUCUGCUUCGUAAAAAUAUAGGCAGAAUCAGAGAGAGAGAGAGAGAGAGAGAGAGAGAGAGAGAGAUGGAAAUAGAUAUGGAAGAAGAGAUGAACAAUUUUAUUAUGGUAUGGUUCACAGUUGCUAUGUCGUCAUGCUACUGCUAUGGUACAACCAAAUUGGUCCCAAAAGGUACAAUCAGAUUCUUGCUGUUCUUGCCUGCGCUAUGCCUUCUCUACAUUCUUCCUCUCUAUUUAAAGGCUCUCAUUUUUAGUAUUCCAACUGCUUUCUUUGUAACAUGGCUAACCUCAUUCAAGCUUCUACUAUUGGUUUUUGACAGUGGCCCACUCUCUACCCCAUCUCUCUCUCUCAUACAUUUUCUCACCAUUUAUUGUUUGCCCAUUAAGCUCCAAAAGCCCACGAGCCCAACAAAACAAAAUGGGCCCUACAAACAAAAUAACCAAAAUAGUGUCACACUCAACAUUAACCUAGGUUUCCUCAUACACUAUGCUAUAAAGGGGUUUAUUUUCUAUCUCUUGACAAUAGUGGGGUAUAACAAGCACAUGCUUCCCCAAAAACUAGCUUCCUUCUUGAUAUGCAUUUAUGCUUAUCUAGGGUUAGAAUUGUCACUAGUGGCGUUCGCGAUGAUCGGUCGAGUCGUACUAGGGAUCGAGGCCGCCCGGCCCUUCGAUCACCCUUACCUCUCGACCUCGUUGCAAGACUUUUGGGGCCGGAGGUGGAACCGCGUGGCCGCGGGUGCUCUCAAGUCCACCAUAUUUUAUCCAACCCUAAACGGCACGAGCCGGCUAUUGGGCCGAAAGUGGGCCGCCAUCGUAGCCGCGGUGGUCACAUUUGUUGUGUCGGACGUGAUGCAUGAGGUCAUUUUUUACUAUAUGGGCCGUGUGAAGUUUGGAGGGGGCAUCCCAACUUUCUUCAUUUUCCAAGGAAUUUGUGUUGUCAUAGAAAGCACAAUAAAGAAGAGAAUGGAAGCUAAAUGGAGACUGCCCCAAACUAUAAUUGGGCUUUUGGUAUUUGUAUUUAAUUUGUCUACAUUUAUGUUGCUGGCCCUACCAGAGUUGUUGGAGCUAAGAGUUGACGAUAGAGUUCUUGCAGAAUAUGUAGCUUUGGGUCAUUUCCUUAAGGAUUUGGGCCCAACUUGGGCUAAAAUGGGCCGACCUUUUCGGACACAAUUUACAAGCACACAGAUGUAACUAUGUGAAAUAUAGUCAAUGAGGAAUGUUGUAGUGUUGCAGAAAUUAAUGAGAAUUAUUGGUAGUAAAA